GCUGAAUUAAUCAAGUUAAUAGAUGUAAAUGCACAAUAUGAUCAUAAAAAUUCAUUUAUUGAAUACUUUCUAUUGACAAAAUUUCGGCUAAACGACCCUACUGAAAAAACUACCGAUACCUCCACAAUAAAUAACGAACCUGAAUUAACUGAGAAUACAUUUGCAACAGGCAAAUUUUCAAAUGAAUUUGUACUAGACACUUCUAAAGAAUAUGAUCAAGGCAGACACGGAAAACUAUACAAAGUUAAAUCAAAAAAUGAUAACACAGAAUAUGUUAUUAAAAGGGUUAAACUUAAGGUCGAAACAACUAUUACCACCAUUGGGCUAUUAUAUAGCAUCGAAAUUAUUGCAUGAAAUAGUGAUUGCAAUCAAUUAUCUACACUGCUUCCAUUUACCCAUAAUUCAUCGUAAUAUUAAACCUCAAAAUAUAUUGAUCCGGCCGAAUGCAAGCGAUAAAUAUGUAAAAAUUACUGAUUUGGAACUCGCAGUUUACCAUGAUCCUCAGUCCCUAUCACAUACACAGAGUCGGGGUACCAAGAGAUAUAUGGCACCUGAGGUUAAUGGUGGCCGACGGUAUAGUCCCAGUGCCGAUGUUUAUAGUUUGGGAGUAGUUAUUCAGGAAAUAUUUAAUUUCGAUAUUAACACAAUUGGAAAAUUCAAAAACAAUUCUACACUAUUUGAUAACAUUGAAGAGGUCAGCAGUGAUUGCCUGAAAGGUAUGGCCAGUCAACGACCAACUUGUCAACACAUAUUGGAUAAUAGCAAUGAAUGGACUAUGAAAUAA
This is a messenger RNA of Oppiella nova, 784 nucleotides long. Lineage: Eukaryota; Metazoa; Arthropoda; Arachnida; Sarcoptiformes; Oppiidae. The record is from the annotation of a GenBank genome assembly.